Messenger RNA from Telopea speciosissima, 872 nucleotides. RefSeq lists its product as uncharacterized. Gene Ontology annotation, biological process: chromosome segregation. NCBI's taxonomy places the organism in Eukaryota, Viridiplantae, Streptophyta, Magnoliopsida, Proteales, Proteaceae. Bases 133 to 657 code for a protein of 174 amino acids. The transcript is spliced from 9 exons. Gene Ontology annotation, cellular component: MIS12/MIND type complex. The record is from RefSeq and is a predicted model, not a curated record.
CAGUGAGAGUGGGAGAGGGAGCUGGGAGCCGGGAGCUGCCGUCGCUAAUCGUUGCCGUCCACGGUCCACCAUCGCCACUCACGGAGUCGCAGGUGCCAGGUGGCCUGGACUGAUAUUUUAUUGCAUCAUCAAAUGGAUCAAGUGGGUCAAUCUCAUCCUCCACUUGGAUUGAGGCAAAUGAAUCUAAAGAAAUCAUUUAAGCUGGGCAUACGCUCUCUGCUGACGACUUGUUCUAAGGAGGAAUUUUUCAAAGCAUUUUCAACAUUCAACAAGGUGGAGCAGGAAGGUCUUCAUCGCUUAUUUAUUCAGGUCAUCACUUCUCUGCAUGAAAACAUAGAGGAAGAAUUCGAGUCUAUAUGUGGUGAAACACAGGCGGGCAGCACUCUUGAUUCUGUGGAGCAACUAGUGGAAGAGCAGUCUCUAGACAGUUUGUUUGCAGAUAAGACAAAUUUUGGUGAAAUCAAGCAGGAGUUGUCAAAAGCAAAGAAGGAUGAGAUCCAGUACCUGACGAAGAUGCUUGACAGGGUUAUAGAGCAGAACCAUCUCAUGAGAGCUCGUGUGGAAUCUCUCAAGAAGGUAAGACAGGACUUCUCAGUCGCUCCUGGUGCUGCUGACAAGUUGAGAAGCUGGAAUUUGAAUUAUGGGCACAUACAAUAGCAAUGGUGUGUAUGACACAGCAGCAAUAUAUAUGUAUUGAAUGAAUGGAUGUACUCCUCGUCUUGUACAUUCUCGUGCAGUUGGGGAAUUAGUGUAUUUAAUGAAGUUGAUUAUCGUAGUAUAAUCAUUUUAUUCAAUUUUCUGUAUGUUUCUCCGUCCAUAAUACAAAUUACCUGGUUAAUAUAUGUAAGGGAAAUUUUCAGGUCUUUGAUACU